AUGGAAUCUGGUAAUCAAAUAAACGGGACUCUUCAAUUAGUUUUCAUUCGGGUAGGGUUUGAAAUGGGUGGAGGAGAGCGGUUUUUUAACAUUUCACCACUAAUGUCCUCUCUCGCGACCGUACACCCACAUCCAGAACAAUCGCCACAAGCUGCGUUCAAUAAGUUGCUUGAGAUCGAAGGGUCUCUCGAUAGUAUUGACACCCAGCGCUCAAUUGAGAUCGCCAACAUCUUUGCAAACUAUGAUGAGAAGAAGCUGCCAUUUUUACAAAAGCGGGAUGCCAUCAUCAAGGCGGAAAUCCCCGCUUUCUGGAGCAUUGCUUUUAGAAACCAUCCUGUUCUUGGCACACUUCUCGAAGAGGAGGACAUUGCAGUCUUCUCAUAUCUGUCCUCUAUCACUGUAGAGAAGAUCAGUAGCAGUGGCGAAGGAAAACGGAUUAUCUUUACCUUUAAUGCCAACCCCUACUUUUCUAAUGCUACUCUUGUUAAGGAAAUUAACGAAGAGGAAGGCACCAAAAACUAUCCAAUUGACUGGCUUCCUGGCAUGAACCUGAUUGAGCCGACACAGGGCAAUCAGAAGCGACGCCACACGGCCACAGCCUCCUUCUUUGCAUGGUUUUCUGACGAAGAUCGUGAGGUUGCAGAUAUAAUUGCUACGGAGCUAUACCCAAACGCCAUCAAAUACUACUCAGGAGAGUAUUCACAGGAGGAGAUUGAUGAUGAUGACGAGGAUCUAGAAGAAGAUGAGGAUGAUGAGGAUGAAGAUGAGGGAGAGAAUGAGGAAGAUGAGGAGGAGGAAGAUUCUGAGGGCGAGGAAUAG
Messenger RNA from Mitosporidium daphniae, 819 nucleotides. RefSeq lists its product as uncharacterized. Bases 1 to 819 code for a protein of 272 amino acids. Gene Ontology annotation, cellular component: chromatin; nucleus. NCBI's taxonomy places the organism in Eukaryota, Fungi, Microsporidia. The record is from RefSeq and is a predicted model, not a curated record. The transcript has 3 exons. Gene Ontology annotation, molecular function: chromatin binding; histone binding. Gene Ontology annotation, biological process: nucleosome assembly.